UUUUAUCAUCCCGAAAGAGGAAUUCUUUUUGUCGUUUUUGUUUGCGCGAGCGAAUCGAUCGGAGGAUGUUGUUUCUUCGUCCUGUUCGUGGUUCCAGGGUUUCGAUUUGGGCGUGGGGUGGGAGGGAGUUAGAAGAUGAGCCCCACGGAUAAGAAGAACGACCAUGACCACAAUCCAUGGCAGGAAAGGGAGUCGAGGGCUUGGGGAAUUCUCCUCUUCGGCUUGAUUGGCGCCACCGUUACCACCUUCGCGGUUGGUCAGUUGCGGAGGACUGUUGGUUGGGUCUACACUCAGUUGAGCAAAUCACAACCAGGUUCAUCAUGGGGAGAUGCAACCAGUGGUUCAAAUCAUGGUGGUUUCAGGGAGGAAGCUUGGAAGAGAUACAACCGCCGAAUGCAAGAGGAGUAUGAGGAGGAGAUGGAGAGAGUGGAGCGUAUAAGGCGAAUGCAAAGUGUAUUCAAUAGAGAGAGAAAUAAAUGCAAGAGGAGCUAUGAGAGUUGGAAGCAGAAUGGCCCUGGUUCAUAUCAACAUAUUCCACGAGAUGAUUGGUACUGGCAGACAGACACAUCUUACAGAGAUCAAAGAACUAAUUAUAGAUCCGCCCCUCAGGCCGGUGGAAGUUAUUCAAUGUCACAUCACUAUUCAGUCUUGGGUCUUGACAGGUCAAGGGCAAAACCCUACUCAGAUGCUGAGAUUAAGACUGCUUUCAGAGCAAAAGCAAUGGAGUACCACCCUGAUCAAAACCAAGAUAACAAAGAGGCUGCAGAGGAAAAAUUUAAAGAAGUGAUGAGGUCUUAUGAAGCAAUAAAACAGGAGAGGAAAAAUGGAAUUUAUUGAUCCUAAAAGUACUUGUAAAUUCCGAACAUACAAACAAGAUAUACAUGUUAAUUUAAAUGGAGUCUAACCACUCCAUGAUGUUGACAGACAUUAGGGUUAGCAUUGCGGCAAUUCCUUUUCGAUUUUUUGAGCCAGAAGGACACUGUAUGACCCUCUUUACUAGCAUGACCAUGUAUGGAAAAUAGUGUUGACUACCAUUUGGUACGUAAAGUUACUACUUACUACAGUGAA
This is a messenger RNA of Elaeis guineensis (African oil palm), 1068 nucleotides long. RefSeq lists its product as uncharacterized. Lineage: Eukaryota; Viridiplantae; Streptophyta; Magnoliopsida; Arecales; Arecaceae. The record is from RefSeq and is a predicted model, not a curated record.